Durusdinium trenchii is the source of this 774-nucleotide messenger RNA. The record is from the annotation of a GenBank genome assembly. Lineage: Eukaryota; Dinophyceae; Suessiales; Symbiodiniaceae.
AUGGUGAAACGCUUUUGCUUGCAUUCUCGGAAAGCUCAUUCAGCUUCAAUUGCUUCUGGCACAACUUCCGCACAUCAGCUUGCCAUGUCCAGAUCUCCAAAGCGUCAACUGCUUCGUCGCACCUCCAUAGCCCUGCUCUUGCUCCUCAGUGCCUUGCAGCGGCGCCACGGUGGCCCUUGGCCCUCCUCCCUGGCAGCACCGGUGACCGAUGCAGAGCUGCUCAGCACGGCGGAGCAGCGGCACGUGCAGAGGGUGGUGUGGCGGAAGUCGAUGGCCGCUAUCGCGGAGGGGAAGAUGCGGCCGGGGAAGGAGUUGGAGCUGAUCUCAGCCUUGGACCUGGGGACGAUCCCGUGGAGCCACGUGCCACGACGUUUGAAGGAUCGUUUGGCCUUGCCCUUGGGCGACCGCGGCAUCGACUCCUUGGCCUUGAACCUCACGGUGGCGGUGCAAGCCAAGGACUACACCAAUGGCCUGGUGCCUUUGAAUCGGCUGGCGACUUUCUUCUUCCUCUCCAAAGCCUCGCCGUUGAAACGCUUCGUCCAGCAGUUGGUGGUCGCCACCACUGCGGGCACACGACUGCCGGAGGACUGGCUGCGCUGGAGUGGCGCGCAGCACAGGAAGUAUCGGGCGGAGGAGUUGGAGAAGUGGAGGCGCAAAGCGCUGAAGCAGAAACCUCCCGAGGAGCCGUCGAGAUCAUUGAAGAUCAAAUGUGAGCGUUGGCCACAUCAGAUUGCCACAAGAAUGCUUAAAGCGCUGCAGAGCUUUUCUGGAUGA